CCAACAGACACUAAGAAAUUGUGUUCUGAAUUCUGAACUUGUCAUCUCUUGUCUUUGAGAGACUAUUAACAAGAAUGCAUUCCAAAAAUUUAAUUCCAAUCCUAUCUCUUAAUAUUUCAUACAUUUUAUUUUAUAUUUGUACAGUUUGGAGUGUUAAACAGUUCACACUCACACAUGAGAAACUAUGCCACUUGUUACAUAUUGAUUCCUUGAUUCAUAACCAACUUAAUGUCAUACAUCACAAUACUUAAUUUAAUUAAUUUUAAUGAAUUAAGUAUUGUAUGUUAAUAUAAUUGUAACUAUAAACUAAAGAAUGUGUACAUUCUUACUGUUGAUGACUAUCAUUAGUGCCAUAUAACUGGUAUUGUCCCAACACCUAUUCAUACUUAUCAUCAGUGGAGGAUUGAGGAUAUUGCUAUAUAUUUUACAAAUCAAAUUGAGACUACUAUGAUAUCAAUAUUGUGAAUCUCCAUAAUUAAAAUGACCAUUUUUUAGCUAAUGCAUAAUAUUUUUCAUUACAGGUGUCUCUAUCAUCACUGGCAAAGAGGCGGAAAUGCCUCCAACAAUUGCACUGUAGCUAAACAACUUGGAGCUCCCUGUGAAUAUUUUGGAACAAUGAGUAAUGAUCUCGGUGGCCGUUUUUUACAGAAUGAUUUGGACAGUCACGCAAUUUGCAGAGAUAACUGUGUUUUCUAUGACGACUGUGAUUCUCCCAUUUCUACUGUCAUCAUAAAUGUCAACAAUGGAUCAAGGACAAUCCUCCACUCUAACAGAAAUUUACCGGAACCCACGUUCGAACAGUUUGCAAAGUUGGACCUGACAAAAUACAAAUGGGUUCACUUCGAAGGAAGAAAUGUGACGGAGGUUAAAAAAAUGAUUGAAUACAUAAAAAAAUGGAAUCUGGAUCAUGUCAGUCAAAGAAUUCCAGUAUCUGUGGAACUAGAGAAACCUAAACAGUGUCUGGAAGAGUUAUUGAUGUAUGGUGACUUUUUGUUCAUAGGAAAAGAUUUUGCGCGGAUGCAUGGUUAUGACUCAAUGGAAGAGACAGUUAAACAGCUUGGAGAUGACAUUAAAUCGGGGGUUGCAAUUAUUUGUGCUUGGGGUGAAAUGGGUGCAAGCAUCAGAAAUGUCGAUGGAUCUAUCUCUGUCUUUCCAGCAAACAAACCAGAAAAAGUGAUUGAUACGCUUGGUGCAGGAGACACAUUUGUCGCAGCCACGAUAUCAAUGCUGAGUUCGGAACAGAAACCAGAAGAAGCAGUAAGAUUUGGCUGUCGGGUGGCUGGAUUUAAAUGUGGACGGCACGGAUUUGAAGAACUGAGUUCACUACUUGAAAAAUAAAGGUACACAAUGUUUUGAAAUUCUCAGUACAGACUAUGAUUUAUCAGAGAAGAGAGCAUAAAUUUAACAUUUUGCUGUGUAGAUUCAAAAUAAUGUAUUCCAACUACUGAAUUGGUAGAAUAUUCCAUAUUUUGUAUAAUUAGAUAAUUUGAUUAAAGAAAUAUAAUAUUUGUAUAAAA
Messenger RNA from Centruroides sculpturatus (bark scorpion), 1517 nucleotides. RefSeq names its product ketohexokinase-like. NCBI's taxonomy places the organism in Eukaryota, Metazoa, Arthropoda, Arachnida, Scorpiones, Buthidae. The record is from RefSeq and is a predicted model, not a curated record. The coding region runs from base 499 to 1338 and encodes 279 amino acids. Gene Ontology annotation, biological process: fructose metabolic process. Gene Ontology annotation, molecular function: ketohexokinase activity. The transcript is spliced from 6 exons.